Striga asiatica is the source of this 966-nucleotide messenger RNA. The record is from the annotation of a GenBank genome assembly. NCBI's taxonomy places the organism in Eukaryota, Viridiplantae, Streptophyta, Magnoliopsida, Lamiales, Orobanchaceae.
AUGGGUCACGUGGAAGCCAAGCCCCUCGACCCGCUCAAUGAGGGCGGCCGGGGGCGAGGCCCCACCCGUAAGGACCUCGACAAGGGCGGGCGUUCGACGGGGCACGUCUUCCAGCAGGAUGUUGAAGACGACCGGGGCGCAACACAUGUGGGUGACCUUGUGGAGAGAGAUGUUCUCGUGAAUUUCGUUGGCGGUGGUGCUGCGGAUACAGACGUUGGUGCCUCCGCGGGCUGCCACACCCCAGGUGAAGGUCCAACCAUUGCAGUGGAACAUGGGAAGGGACCACAGGUAGACUGGCUCCGGCCCCAUCCCCCAUCCGAUGAUCAGGCUGAGUGUGCUGAGGUAGGCGCCACGGUGACUAUACACCGCACCCUUGGGCUCGGACGACGUGGUCCCCGAUGUGUAGUUGAGGGCGAUUGGGUCCCACUCAUCCGACACCUCCUCAGGGCCAUAGGACGGGUCGCCUCGACGAAUGAGGUCCUCGUACUUGAAGGAGCCGUGGCGGGUGCCCGUCGGGGAGAGCAUGUCGUCGACGACGACCACCAGUGGCAUGGUGGCGUUACCGUCCGUCAGAAGGCGGAGGGCGUCGCGGGCCACGGGGAUGUAUUGCUGGUCGAUGAAGAAAAACUUGGCUUCCGAGUGACGGAGGAUGGUGGCUAUGCUGCGGGCGUCAAGCCUCGUGUUUAUGGCGUUGAGGACGGCUGUCGCCAUUGGCACCGCGAAAUGCAUCUCAUACAGGGCCGGGAUACCAAAGAUAACAUUGCCAACAAUUAUGCUACGCACCACGUCAUUCUUGGCGAUGUUGAGGGACUUGAGAGCGGCGGCAAGGCGACAGCACCUUUCGUAAGUCUGCCGCCAAGUGAAAGAGAGGCGGCCAUAGAUUAUGGACUUACGGUCAGAGUAAACGACGGCGGCCCUUUUCAAGAAAGUCAAGGGAGUCAGGGCCACGGAGUUAUACUAGAUUGA